This is a messenger RNA of Anguilla anguilla (European eel), 2873 nucleotides long. It is a transcript of the gene nr2f5, whose product is annotated as nuclear receptor subfamily 2, group F, member 5. The transcript is spliced from 4 exons. Gene Ontology annotation, biological process: anatomical structure development; regulation of transcription by RNA polymerase II; cell differentiation. The record is from RefSeq and is a predicted model, not a curated record. The coding region runs from base 1 to 1212 and encodes 403 amino acids. Gene Ontology annotation, molecular function: nuclear receptor activity; RNA polymerase II cis-regulatory region sequence-specific DNA binding; zinc ion binding. Lineage: Eukaryota; Metazoa; Chordata; Actinopteri; Anguilliformes; Anguillidae.
AUGGCAAUGGUAGUAAACCAGUGGCAGGAGAGCAUUUCAGCAGAUCCAGGGUCCCAGCUCCAGAUUUGCAACCAGGAGCCAGGCGGGACACCGGGGACACCCUCCGGAUCCACACCAGGGAAUGAUGCCCUUUCCGGUGACAAAAUACCCAACGUGGACUGCAUGGUGUGCGGGGAUAAAUCAAGCGGCAAACAUUACGGCCAAUUUACCUGCGAAGGCUGCAAGAGUUUUUUCAAGCGUUCAGUACGUCGGAACCUGAGUUACACUUGCAGGGGAAAUCGAGACUGCCCCAUCGACCAGCACCAUCGGAAUCAAUGCCAGUAUUGCCGCUUAAAGAAGUGCCUAAAAGUCGGAAUGAGGAGAGAGGCUGUGCAGCGUGGACGCAUGUCCAACUCCCAGUCCAGCCCGGGACAGUACCUGACCAAUGGCAGCGAGGUCUACAACGGGCAGCCCUACCUGUCGGGCUUCAUCUCCCUGCUACUGCGGGCAGAGCCAUACCCGACUUCUCGCUAUGGAGCCCAGUGCAUGCAGUCUAACAACCUGAUGGGCAUCGAGAACAUCUGUGAGCUGGCCGCCCGCCUGCUCUUCAGCGCCGUGGAGUGGGCCAAGAACAUCCCCUUCUUCCCCGAUUUGCAGCUCAUGGACCAGGUGGCGCUGUUGCGCAUGUCGUGGAGCGAGCUGUUUGUUCUGAAUGCCGCCCAGUGCUCUAUGCCCCUGCACGUGGCUCCCCUGCUGGCCGCCGCCGGCCUGCACGCCUCGCCCAUGUCCGCCGAGCGAGUGGUGGCCUUCAUGGACCACAUCCGCGUCUUCCAGGAGCAGGUGGAGAAGCUGAAGGCCCUGCAGGUGGACACGGCCGAGUACUCCUGCCUCAAGUCCAUCGUGCUCUUCACCUCCGAUGCCAUGGGCCUGUCAGAUGUGGCCCACGUGGAGAGCAUCCAGGAGAAGUCCCAGUGUGCCCUGGAAGAGUACGUGCGCAACCAGUACCCCGGCCAGCCCAACCGCUUUGGCCGGCUGCUGCUUCGGCUGCCCUCCCUGCGCAUCGUCUCCUCGCCCGUCAUCGAGCAGCUCUUCUUCGUUCGGCUGGUGGGGAAGACGCCCAUCGAGACCCUGCUGCGUGACAUGCUGCUCUCCGGCUCCAGCUACAACUGGCCCUACAUGCCUGUCCAGAGGGAGCGGCCGCUUGCCCUCCACUACAACGAGAACGGGCCCUGACCACGCCCCCGCGCUCACCUGGGGACCGUGGCCACCCAACAGACUCCGCCCACAAAGCCCAUCCCACAUCAGCACCCACUUGUUUUUAACAAUGCCCCUGACCAAAUGCUCUGAUGUGGUCAAUGGGUCAGACUCAUGAAAUCCGUCACAUGAAUUUAAGUACAGUUGGAUUCAAAGGAGACUGACACAGCGAAGGGACAUGUGCCAAUAUGCCUCCAUCAAGUUAGAGGAAAGUAUUUUAACAUUUCAGGAACCUGUUACUGAUGGCAGGUUACUCAGCAAUAUCUCCAGAUCGAUAAAGACUUGAUUUGGCAACGGACAUACUUGACUGAAAAAGCCUAAUCUUUAUCUCUCUGAAGCCAGCAUCUGAAAGUUUUAAGAAUUAAGAAUAUAAAGACACAACAAACCUCCAAGCCAAUGCCAAAUAUGCCAGGACAAUCAUAUAACUUCGGUGUGAAGGCAUUUAAGGUUCACCACCAGCAUAAAAGGAACUCCAGAACUCUGUAAGUGUCCAGGCAAAGUGAAUAGAGAACUUCAGCAGAACUGUUCGGGUUGGCAGGGAGUUGGUCAGAUGUACCAGCCAUGAUCUAGUGAGCAUACAUUGCCAAAGCAGAGGCAUUCUGUAGGAUUUAUUUGGAAGAUUUAUUUGGACUUCUGUGGUAAGAGACACAUCAAUACAGACAUUUUAUUUUGUCUCCAGGAAAGAGGCUUGUGCCACUCAUUUGAUGACUACUCAGAUAUAUCAAGGCUUCAGACCAUGUGGGAUGUGGUAAAAAAAGGUAUUACUUGGGACUAGGAACCAAAAGGUCAGAACAGUGCAGGGACAGGAUGGACAGAAAUGAAUAACAAACUAUCCUUCACUCCACAAACUCUCAAAAAUCUUGGCAUAUACCUACGCUCUGCUGCAACCAUAUCAGUGAAUUUGCUUGUACAAUAUCAUUGUAAUCUCUAAAACUCAGCAAAAAUUUACAGGCAACUCAUAGGUAGUGAGCACCUAUUGUAGUGUAGACACUAUUUUUGUGUUAUCCUCAAUAAGAUAAACAAUACAAAGCAGCUUGAAUGGUCAAACUCUUGUCUAAUGCUGUGACAUUGCACCACAGCAUCAGAAGUACAGAAAAGCAGGAAUUUGUAAGCCAUCAGGACAGUGGACACAAGGAUCUGUCUGUCUUGGAAUUGUUUGUAGGUAAAAUAAUUUCUAUGAGAGUUUGUUUUGUUUCUCUAUUUUUUUGUUUUUGUUGGGAAGGCGGCCUGGAUCCAUUGGUUAAAAAUAAAAUUUGCAGUUAAAAAUGUCGCCCCUGCUUGUAAUAAUUUAGCCAAACUGAUUCCACUAUCUCUCAUAAAAACACCUUUCAUUAUAGUCACCGACCCAACAGCUACUGCAGCUUUAUUUUCGAACAUUCUUUACAGAGUGUGGUAACAUAACAUGUGUAUAACCUUCAUUGGCAAACAAACCCCAGAGUCACAGAAGUGUUCCAAAGGGCAGGUGUUCUGUGUGGAAAUGUUUGAUAUGCAAUACCCUGUAACCUUGUGGCCUUGUUUCCUUGAGUUGCGUGUCAAGUGCGCGAGUGACUUACACCCUCAUUCCAGAGCUGUCACUCCUGACUCAACACUGUGACCUUACUACUCCAAUCCUGCAGUCUCCUUGAAUAUAAAGCACAUGU